CUCAUCUGCUGAAACGGACACUGACUAUCAGCAUUUGUGAAGAAAUCACAACACUCCUCCGGACUUCAGUGUACAGUACUAUAGUGAAUGAGAGCCUACUGUAGUUUUAUAAUUUAUUUUCUUAUUUGAAGAAUUUAUAUAAAAAAAUGUAUUUCAACGACAACGAUUUUGAAUUUUCGUCAGAGCUCCAUACCAGAUGUCAAUCGUUCAAGCACAAGUCUCGCUCCCUGGUUCGACAUUGUAGGAACCGAAGCCUUCGACAUGUCUCCAAGGCAUACACCGUACCAUGUUCAUUUCCCGACAUAUCUGCUUCCGAUGACGAGAGCCGAUUAUGUCGGGUGCGAUCUUUCAAGACGACAUCGAAAGGUAUUGUAAAUCGGGGCGAUUCUUUUAAGAAACGGAGCACGAACAGUUUAAUGUCAGCUGGUAGUAUCCUUGACAACGAGAAACAAAGGCUUACAAGCACUUCGUCAGAUGUGUCGGAUAUUUCCCAAUUGUCAACGAUGAGCAUGUGCACGACACUCAGCAUCGGAUCCUCCAUUGCUCCGUCAUACUACAGAAUAGCUCUCCUCGGGGCCAGCGGUUCGGGGAAGACGUCGCUAAUAAGACAGUGCCUUACAUCAGAAUUCACAAGUUCAUACGAAACUACAUCACAUGACAGUGAUAUUGAAGAUGACAACACGAUGUGUGUGGUUCUUGAUGGAGAAGAGUCAAUGAUUGAGCUUGUUGAUGACCUUAUGCUUGGUGAAUGCGAGGCUUUGAGGGUUGAUGCAUAUGUCAUCGUUUUCGACGUCACGAGCACGUCGUCGUUUAAAGUCGCCACCAGCGCUGUGCGGCAACUUCGAGUAGAACGGGGAUGUGACCGACCAGUUAUAUUGGUAGCUAACAAGGCGGAUCUAGCCAGGCAGAGAAACGUCAAAACUGCAGAUAUCCGGACAUUUGCAAGCAGAUACGACUGCAAGUGUGUGGAGACGUCGGCAGCUCUCAACUACAACGUGGACAACCUGGUUGUAGGGAUGCUAGCACAGAUUAGAAUCAAACUCAGCCCUUCAACCUCACCUGUAGCUACUCACAUACAGGAGGAGGACCUCACCAAGAAGCUUCCAAUGGACAAAAAGAAGAAAAUACUUUCACUUCUCAGUCGCUUUUUCAAGCAGGCUAGACGUCGGGUUCGCUCAUGCGAAAACCUGCUUCAGUAAGGAUUUGGAGAACAUCAUUCUGCUCCACCCUCAUCCCUGCAACACGCGCGAUUACCUCAGAGGGUGUUAUCAUUGUGAUCUCACAAACUCAACUCAUGAUAAUGAUUAUGAUUUACAAUGUGUCGCUGAAGACAAUGUUGAUAUCAAAUUCUGCUGUUGGUAAUUAUAGCUAGGAUUUGGACUGUGACGCUACAAACGAUCGUAAUGUCAAACUCUCCUUAUGGCAAUUGUAGCUAGGAUUUGGUAUGUGAGGUGAGGUGAAAUGAGGUUUACCGUCGCGUCCAAGGUUAUUGCACUUAUAUAGCGACGUGCAUGUACGUGUGUGUGUGGCUGCUUGCACUGGUCCGGACUGAUGCCGAUAUAUAG
Molecule: messenger RNA, 1565 nt
Organism: Haliotis rufescens (red abalone)
Lineage: Eukaryota; Metazoa; Mollusca; Gastropoda; Lepetellida; Haliotidae
Product: GTP-binding protein Rit2-like
Exons: 4
Coding region: 147-1199 (350 amino acids)
Cellular component (GO): plasma membrane
Molecular function (GO): calcium channel regulator activity; GTPase activity; GTP binding
Source: RefSeq, a predicted model, not a curated record